Molecule: messenger RNA, 693 nt
Organism: Aspergillus oryzae RIB40
Lineage: Eukaryota; Fungi; Ascomycota; Eurotiomycetes; Eurotiales; Aspergillaceae
Product: ribosomal lysine N-methyltransferase
Exons: 4
Coding region: 1-693 (230 amino acids)
Molecular function (GO): protein binding
Source: RefSeq, a predicted model, not a curated record
AUGUCUUCCACAAUUCAUUUUCACGAUCCGGCGAAUUUCCAGUCUCAGUCAGACGAGUUUAUCUCUUGGCUGUCUGGUAAGCCUGGGGUGAAGGUUAACCCUAAGAUUCGCCUCGCUGAUUUGAGAUCCAGAGCGGCGGGCAGAGGUGUCGAGCUUCAGGAGCUUCAGGGCAGCGCAAUCGUCGAUAGAAUUGGCAAGGAAGGUGCAGAAGAAUCCAUACUGGAAAUGAUUGCUCCUAUUGUGAGAGCCAAUCCAUCUCUCUUUCCGCCGGUGGAUGGUCUAGCAUCGUAUGAUGGCGAUGCUGGCACUCAGGCUCUCCUGAACCUCGCUCAUGUGAUGGGCUCCCUUAUCAUGGCUUAUGCCUUCGAUAUCGAGAAGCCCGAAGAUGAGGAUGAUGAAGGAGAUGAUGAAAGCGGAUAUGUGACUGAUGAUGAGGAACAAUUGUCCAAGGGUAUGGUUCCUCUGGCAGAUUUGUUGAACGCCGAUGCAGACCAGAAUAACGCUCGUCUUUUCCAAGAAGAGACCGGUCUUGUAAUGAAGGCUAUCAAGCCUAUCAGUGCAGGGGCUGAGAUUUUCAAUGAUUACGGAGAAAUCCCCCGUGCGGACCUUCUGAGGAGGCGGCAGGCCUUGAAAAUGCCGAUACUGAGAACCAACCUGUGGUAUAUACUCUCAAUCUCGCCUAUACCUGUUUGA